This is a messenger RNA of Synchiropus splendidus (mandarinfish), 5239 nucleotides long. Its product is annotated as poly(A) polymerase alpha-like. The transcript has 17 exons. The record is from RefSeq and is a predicted model, not a curated record. Gene Ontology annotation, cellular component: nucleus. NCBI's taxonomy places the organism in Eukaryota, Metazoa, Chordata, Actinopteri, Syngnathiformes, Callionymidae. The coding region runs from base 831 to 4748 and encodes 1305 amino acids. Gene Ontology annotation, molecular function: RNA binding; poly(A) RNA polymerase activity.
UUUCGCCUCCUUGGUUGAAAUUGGAUGACCUGUCCAAGGUGUACCGUGGAAUAAGGGCGGACGCUUUAAAUAUGUGGCAGAAUCUCGCUUUUUAAUCGCUAACGCCAGAACAUAAAUGCUAACUACAUUAGCCGCGCUAUUCAAACCUUCCAGACGUUGGUAGGACGUUCUCAUAAACCGUCCGAUAACUCCCCACACCGCGCCUUCACAACCUCCUACAUCUGUCUGUUCAAGUUAUUGGUGUUUCAACCCCCAGUGAAAGCCACAAACUCUGGCGAAUGUGAGCCUCAAUAUACAUUUUUUGUCAACAUUGUUUAGCAUCAAUGAAUAACCGUAAUUGUUUUCACUUGAGACGACAUAAUAAGGAUGUUUAUUACCCUGGCCAUAGUUUAUUAGUAUAUUAAUAGUCAUGACAUGGCGAUAGUCGUGGUUUGCCUACAUUGAAUAUUAAAGUCACUACACAGAAGACUCAUAAGUGCAUCAUUGAAAUUCGAUCUUAAAAUCGCUGCAACAAUAAAGUCCUGCUCAUGUGGCGCCAUUAAAGGCAGCUGUGGCUUUUGAAACACGUUAUAUAUAAUCACUCCUGUACGCAUACCUGUGAUGAAUCACGCUGGUGUUUAGGAUCUAAAAGUCGAAUUCUUUAAAUCUGCAAAUACAACUGGAAGCUCAAAACAGUAGGUGGCGCUGUUCACCGCAGAAGAGGAAAUAUUCUAUGACUUGCAGACUAUGACUGGAAUGUGGAAAAAGAAGGUGGAUAAUGGCACAGUAGGUGGCAGCAUACGAGUAUCUGUCAAGCAGAGGAGACGACCACAGUAAAUCGUGAGAAAGACAUGAAUCGGGCAGAAGGUACGUUCCCUCGCCCCAUCAGCGAUGCCUUGCCCAAGGAUGCAGAAGUUGUGAAGACCAAAGAGUUGGUGAAAACUCUCAUUCCAUUCGGGAUGUUUCCUGAUGACGAGGAGCUCCAGAAAAGAGAGAGAGUCAUGAAAAGGCUGGAGACUCUCUACAAGGACUGGCUCCAGGAGAUGUACGUCAGAUUGGGGGUCACCAAAUAUUUUGCCAAAAGAUGUCGAGGCAGGAUCAUCCCGUAUGGCUCUUACUGUCUCGGGGCACACGUGAGAGAAGCUGAGCUGGACGUGCUGUGUGUCGGCCCCACGGUCCUGAAGAGGAAACAUUUCUUCACUGUGUUCUUUGAGAAGCUGAAAUCGCUCAGAGAAGUCAAAGACGCUUUGGCUAUCGAGAAGAAGUACAUUCCGAUUAUCAAGCUUUGGUUCGAGGGGAUUCAGGUGAACCUGGUUAUCGCUCUCCUGCCUUCCAACAAGCUCAACGAUGAAAAGGAACUUCUGGAUAAGAAUAUAUUGGUGGACCUCAAUCCUGAGUGUGUGCAGAGUUUGAAUGGGCACAGAGUCACCGAAGAAAUCCUGAAGUCUGUGCCAAGCCCCAGCAACUUCCGACUUGCUUUGAGAACCGUCCAGCUAUGGGCUAAAUGUCGAAACAUCCAUUCCAACCGACGGGGGUUCCUGGGUGGAACAUCCUGGGCCAUCAUGGUGGCCAAAGUGUGUCAGUUCUAUCCGAAUGCCACAGCCUCAGUCCUGGUGGCCAAAUUCUUUCUGGUCUUCAGCGCUUGGAAAUGGCCAAACCCAGUUUGCCUCAGGUACCCUGAGGAGAGUAUUUCGGGACUUCCCGUAUGGGACCCCCAGAACAACGAGAGCGAUGCGUCUCACCUGAUGCCAGUCAUCAAACCAGCGUACCCGCAGGAGAACUCCAGCGUCACGGUGUCUCGCUCCUCCCUCAGCAUCAUGAUGGAGGAGAUCAAACGUGGUCGUGUCAUCACUCAGCAGAUCAUGGAGGGUAAAGCAGAAUGGGCCCAGCUGUUCAACGCUCCUGACAUUCUGGAAAAGUACGGGGACUUUAUUUUAGUGGAAGCAGUGGCAGCCAAAGAUAAGCAGCAUCUUGAGUGGUUCAACAUUGUGGAGUCCAAGCUCCCAUUUCUGGUGACCUCACUGGAGAAGAGAUCAAACAUUUCCAAGGCCCACGUGAAUGUGCCCUGGUGUGGAGAGUCUGAAAACGGGAAGAGCAUGAUCUCAAAGUGGCUGAUCGGACUAGAGUUUAAGGCAGAGGCGGAAAGAUGCCCGAAAAAUUUUUCCUACAACAUUCAGUCUUUCAUCAAAAGUGCCAAGUCUUUGGCUCUUUAUAGCUGCUACUUUAGAAAGGGCAUGGACGUGAAAGCUGUUUUCCGAAAGAGGGAUGACUUGCAGAUACCACAGAGCUCCCUGGCGUCGCCUCCACACGAAGCGUCCUGUAGCGCCGUCGGCCAGCGGCUGGAGAUGACGGAAGCAGAGGCCAGCAAUCCCACUACAGAAGAGGAGUCUCACUCUUCCACAUCAGUCCCCCAGUCUUCCAAGAGAAGCGCGUCUCCGCCAGAGGAGGCUUUAACAGCAAGCCCGAAAAGAUGUUGCACAAGUGCUGCAGGGUCCUCGUCCAGUGCUGUGGUCAGUCCGUCUCCUGUCGAGAUGAUGAGCAGCCAUUCCUCCAGCGAUGAUGAUGUCACAUCCAGCUCCACCAUCAGUCAGUCGAAGGUCGGGACGGCAGCUGAAGCCAACAACUACACAAGGGACCUCCAGGCCACAACUAGUUUUUCAAGCUCUCCUUUUGAAGCUGGAGACUCUGUCACCAUGGUGACGAGUGGAGUCUCACUCAGUGAGUCUUUGUUUGGGACCAUUAGCAGUAGCUCUUCAGACCAUGAGGAGAAUACUUCCUGUUUCUUUCCCGACCUUUCACCCGACGAGACCUCGGAUAGUAAGUGCAGCAGCAGCGAUAACUCCCUUCGUUCAUCUGAGGAGGAAGCAGUGAAGUCUGAGGCGGCUGAAGAAGCCACAGCAAGCCUCCAGUGCAGUGACCCUCCAACUGAGACCGGCAGUUGUGUUGGCACUCAGAGAAACAUGCCAGAUCCAACCCGGAAAACCAGUGAUGAGGCCGACUCAACGUCCCGCUCCAGCAACUCCUCCAGUGCAGAAGAAGCCCACGUUGACUGUGCCGCAUCCAGUUUGUCUCAAGCAGUUACCACAUGCGAAAGUGGGGCGGAGAAGGAAGCAGACUUCAGGGAUAGAUGGGGAGCAGCCACUGCCACUUUCGACUUCAGCCCAUCUCCAGCUGGGGUCUUCAAUUGGAAUCUCCUGGGAACUUUUCAUGGCAUACCCAGGGAACUCCAACAUGAGUCGCCGUCACCAGCAGGGAGCGAGGUUGAAGGUGACGCCUGCACUGAGUUGGGUCAAGCUGGAGCCACCAGCCAAAAAUGUGAGCAGCAAGCAGCGAACAGUCAAGAAGACAGUACAGAUGUGACUCUGGAUACAGCUGGAGUGAGCCUCUCCCUCAGCCAGUGUGAAUAUGAGGCCAUCAGUGAUUGUUCUGCAGAUGGUGAGAAGGCCACUUCUCUUCCCGAUUUCCCACCUGAUCAGAGUAAAGUUACAAGCUUCAGAAACACUGUAUUUCUAGAGGACACUAUCAUUGACACAGUGACUCCAGAGACCAGCGUCUGGCUCGGUCCGCCUCCAUCCAGCGGGGUCAGCGUCAACACGGACCAUGCAGCAGCUGGACCUGCUGCUAUUUCAGUAAACCAGUCUUCACCUGGAGCUUUCAGUGAUGUCACGGACGAUGAGAGUGAAGCAGUGUUCCUCACAGGCGAUAAGACCACAGAACCAGGCGGUGAAGCAGCCGAUUCAAGCGGCGCUCUCAGUCCAUCGCAUGGGGGUGUGGCACCCGAGGACCGGGUCAAAGGUGAUACAACUUCCGACUUGCUCAGUCAGUCUCCAGCUGGGAUCUUCAAUUGGAAUCCCAGGGAACUCCAACACGAGUCGCCAUCACCAGCAGGGAGCGAGGUUGAAGGUGACACCUGCACUGAGCUGGGUCAAGCUGGAGCCACCGCUCAAAAAUGCCUCUCCCUCAGCCAGUGUGAAUAUGAGGCCAUCAGUGAUUGUUCUGAGGAUGGUGAGAAGGCCACUUCCCUUCCUGAUUUCCCACCUGAUCAGAGUAAAGUUACAAGCUUCAGAAACGCCAUAUUUCUAGAGGACACUAUCAUUGACACAGUGACUCCAGAGACCAGCGUCUGGCUCGGUCCGCCUCCACCCAGCGAGGUCAGGGUUAACCCGGCACCUGCUGCUAUUUCAGUCAACCAGUCUUCACCUGCUUGCAGUGAUGUCACAAACCAGAGUGAAUCAAUGUUCCUCACAGGCGAUAAGAUCACAAAACCAGAAGCAGCCGAUUCAAGCGGCGCUCUCGGACCACCGCAUGUGGGUGCGGCACCCGAUGUCCGGGUCAAAGGUGCCACAACUUCCGUCUUGUUCAGUCAGUCUCCAGCUGGCACUGAGGAAAGAACAGGCACAAACAGCCGGGAUGAAUUGCAGAGCGUCUUGCUAGUUCAGUCUCCGUCCAGAGAGGAGGAUGAGUCUUUCUUACCCAGUCGUGCUCCAGGUGAGGCUGAAGAUCGUCAGUGCUCCACUCUUAAGCUCACCACAAACUUUGAGGAGGCGAUACUUAGUGACCAGCAUGAUGAAGAUGUUCCCUCCAGUGAAGCCGAGAACAUCUCCAUGAACUGCACCGAUGAGGAGGAAGCAUUGGAUUCUUACUCGUCUUUGGACACGGGGCUCACGAAGAGACCUGCACGACCGCUCCGUCGUCCCUUAGGACCUCCGACUAGAGCUUCACAGAGGCUGAAGAAGCCAAAUCUUAAAUUCCAGCCGAGCUCCAGUUGAGGCCUCCGCAGCAGGCACAGACUCGCAAGGAUGCAUUUCUGUAUCAGACUGCUGUCCAACUGAAUCGCCCGUAAAUACCGGUACCUGAGCAAAUGGCGCACAACAAUAAAUCUGAACUUUCCUCUGGCCCUCAAUGACUGUGGGCGUCCUGUUGACAUUGACACACGGCACAUUUAGCUGCAGAACAGCUGAAGAAUGUUCUUAAAGAUAUUCUAGGUUUUUGCAAUUUAAUUGGUGGUGAAAUGGAACUGAUCAAAUGGAGCUUUGUGACAGGGAACAUUGCAUCUGAGAUCCGAGUUCUGCAGCGACAUGAAAUGAAAGCUCAUGUCUCGCUUGCUAAAUGUCCUGAGCUCUGAAUACAUGGCUUGAAAUAAACAUUCAACCACCCAUAGCGUCUAACUUUCUAUGAACUGUUGGGCUGUCAUGGACAUACUUGCAUAUACCAUUUGUAUAUCUGUGUGAAAUAGCCUUAGGAAUUUUCAAAUACUUUC